UGAGACUCCUCGCAUCACAGCAAAGCUAGGGAAUGGAACGUUUGUUCUGCGUAUUACCCAAACAAAGCUGAGCGACACUGCUCUUUACUACUGUGAAGAAAUGGCUGAACGACGAAAAUCAUCUUCAAAUGUUACUUUUCUUACAGUCAAAGGUCCAGAACCAGAUAUCACUGCUGUCGUCCAGGACGUCCCAUCUGAUUCAGUCCGUCCAGGAGACCCAGUGACUCUGCAGUGUUCAGUCUUCUCCACCUCUGAGAAGAAAACAUGUCCAGAACAACACAGGGUGUUCUGGUUCAGAGCCGGAUCAGAUGAAUCUCAUCCCAGUUUAAUUUAUGUUCAUGGAAACAGUCAUGGUGAAUGUGAGACUAGUGCCGAGUCUCACUCUUCUCAGAAAUGUGUCUACAGCUUCUCUCAGGACGUCGACGCCUCUGAUACUGGGACUUAUUACUGUGCUGUGGCCACAUGUGGACAGAUAUUAUUUGGAAAUGGGGCAAAGCUGGACAUUGAAGCAGCCAACAUCUCAGCAUUUGGUGAGAGGGUCAAUACAGUUCUGUUUCUGUUGUGUGCUGCUCUGGUCAUCAGUUUGAUUGUCAUAGCCCUACUGAUUUAUACCAUCAAGACAAAGAAAUCUGAUUGUUUCAAUGCUGCUGCUGCCCCACAAAUAAAUGCUCCAGUAACCAGUGGUGUUCAACGAAGACAGACGACAGAAGAAGACUCAUUGGUUUAUUCUGUCCCAAACUUCACAAGAAAAAAAGCUGGCCGACGCGUAAGAGAGGGUGCAAAAGUAGUCGAGGGAGAGAGCAUCUACUCUGAUGUCAGGGUCUUGGGGUAUGAAUAACAACAUACACACUGAAGGUCCACAUUGAUGUUAAGUUUGUAUGGUAUGUUAUAUGGGAAUAUUUAGAAACAUGUUCAGUUUUGUUACAUAGAAAAAGUUUCCCUUGAGUGACAUGUAAAUACCUGUUGUUUAUAUUCUACCUGUCUCUUGCAGAUUUGGUGGAUUUUUUUUUGUAAAACUCUGUCAAAAAAGGAAGAAUUAUUGUUGGAUAAAUAACAGUUUAGUAAAUAGAUUGCAGCGUCCAAAUUUUUGUUGCCUAUACUGUUUAUAAUUUUUUUUAAAAGUUGGCUAAGUAUAUGUGAAACUUACUUGUAUAACUUUAUUUUGUAUAUUCAUGUUAAAGGAGUGUUUAUAUUUGCAGAGUUUUGUAUUGACAGAAGUUUAUUUCAACAGUUUUUAAACAAUUUUAAGAAAAUAUUCC
Stegastes partitus (bicolor damselfish) is the source of this 1259-nucleotide messenger RNA. RefSeq lists its product as uncharacterized. Bases 101 to 838 code for a protein of 245 amino acids. The record is from RefSeq and is a predicted model, not a curated record. Lineage: Eukaryota; Metazoa; Chordata; Actinopteri; Pomacentridae. Gene Ontology annotation, biological process: response to bacterium. The transcript has 5 exons.